Temnothorax curvispinosus is the source of this 432-nucleotide messenger RNA. It is a transcript of the gene Tfb5, whose product is annotated as general transcription factor IIH subunit 5. The coding region runs from base 191 to 412 and encodes 73 amino acids. The record is from RefSeq and is a predicted model, not a curated record. NCBI's taxonomy places the organism in Eukaryota, Metazoa, Arthropoda, Insecta, Hymenoptera, Formicidae. Gene Ontology annotation, biological process: transcription by RNA polymerase II; nucleotide-excision repair, preincision complex assembly; nucleotide-excision repair. The transcript is spliced from 2 exons. Gene Ontology annotation, cellular component: transcription factor TFIIH holo complex; transcription factor TFIIH core complex.
UACCGCUCGGCGCUCCCGCUCAGUGUUGGGGUGUCAUCAGGUGUCAUUCGGUGUUAUUGCAUCGAUACCACGAGAUACAUUCAUGACAAAUUUAUGAUAAAUGUCGAAAAACACGCGAGAUCAAUAGGUUCACAAAGAGAUACCGGUAAACCCGACACCGGUUAAUUUGAGAAGAAGAUAAUCGCAAGACAUGGUAAAUGUGACGAAGGGCAUUCUGGUCGAAUGUGAUGCGGCUAUGAAACAGUUUCUCCUACACUUGGACGAAACGUCUGCGCUAGGGAGAAAGUUCAUAAUUCAAGAUCUGGACGAAAGACAUCUGUUCAUAUCCGCCGACAUAUUGGAAACUUUGCAAGCGAAAGUAGAUGAUUUGAUGGAUCAGAUAUCAUUCCCACUGGCAGAAAAGGGUAUAUAAAAAGGAAGAGAACGAGAAAA